Molecule: messenger RNA, 2214 nt
Organism: Mesocestoides corti
Lineage: Eukaryota; Metazoa; Platyhelminthes; Cestoda; Cyclophyllidea; Mesocestoididae
Source: the annotation of a GenBank genome assembly
AUGUCUGAAAUCCGCACAACAUUUCACCACAACGGCCAGAUCGACAGGACUUCAGAAUCACCCAGGAAUUUGUGUUGGUGCUUCAGCAAUCAAUACCAGACGCCCGUAGACGUCAGCUGGUGGUGCGCCCUGCCUGAUUGUCGAAUUCUAAAUGAAGAUACAGCGUGUUCGGUCUUCUUCAAGCACUCCACCUGCUACGAUGUCCUGCCUGAGAGCGGGAAGCUUCUUGUUCUAGACUCCACCCUUCCAAUCCGUCGAGCUAUGCAAGCCCUGACCGAUCAUUCACUGGCAGCAGCUCCGGUCUGGUGCAGUCGUCUGCAAUGCUACACCCACCUGCUCACAACGGACCUGAGUCUUCGCCUCCUCGCCCAGGCGUUUCCCCUCCAGUCCCCUCCCUCAGCGCCCCACAACGGCGGACCCCUUGAUGAUGAUGCUGCUGCCGACGCCAAAAUUUCCGACCCGAAAGUCAGCAUGGGCUAUUGGGAGGGCAAAACAAUGGGCAGUGUGCUGAAAACCUUCUACUCUUGGGCUCGGACCGAGUCCUCUGAUGUUCUCAUGGAAGCGCCAACCGUCGUGACCCCCCAAGACCACCUCCAUCGCAUCACGCGCAUCCUCACCCUGGCAUUUGAGGUUCCCACCACCUGUGCGUCUAGUCCCGCGUCGGAGAAGAUGGAGGACGUGUGCUACACCCCAGAUACCCUCACCGACUCCUCCGACCCGCCCUCUCCUGUUGAGUCGACCUUCCACAGACAAUACGUGGCUCCACCCAGGCACAUUCUCAUCGCCGACAAAGUUGGCACUGGUAACUUGCUCGGAGUUCUCAAUUCCGAUCGAUUGCUAGCUUAUCUUCGAGUGAGAAUGCGAAAUCUACCCACUCCGAGCACUCUCAAGGUUAGCGUGGGUGACCUCCAGGGGAUCAGGUGGGAGGAACGCGGUUGGCAAUUGGACAAUGCGUCGGUGAACUUCAACACGGGCGCGUUGAAUCGUGUCGUCUCAAGCAUGGGUUCCGCCUUCUACCUGCACCCCUCCACCACGUGCCUACAGGCUCUGCACAUCCUGAAUGCGGCGUGGAGCAAGGCUGGGCUGGCGUGCUUGCCAGUUUCCUUCGACAAUGGCCAAGGUUUCCAGGGCAUGCUGUCGAAACACGACAUUCUGGGAACUAUAUUUGCCGGUCCGCUUGACAUCGCGCUAAGUGCCUCUGUGGGAACAAUCUUGAGUGUUCGACCGAGAGCUCCUGGUUACUCAAAUCAGGCGAUGUGCUUCACCUCGGAGUGCCUUGUCGCUGUGCUGGAUAGGAUGUUCCGUCAGAAGGCGCCGUGUCUGGCUGUAUUCGAAAAACCCGGCUCUGGCGCCAGCUGGGACGGCCAGGCGGCUUUGGGGGCCGCCGUUGGCGUGAUCACGUCCUGUGACCUCCUUCACACCAUCGUUCUGGCCUGCAACUCCCCUUCCAACCCUACUACCCCUGAAAUCGAUGAAACCCUGCCGUAUCGACCAGGCAGCGUCAAGGUUAGUUUCCCCAGCGGACGUCGAGUGCUUCACUCACAGCUGUCCUUCCCCCGGGGCACCAUGAAACGGAAUUCCCUCCCUUGCGCUGGAGCUGCCAAACUCGUGGCGAGCUCUGUGCCGGCGCCGCAGAUCACCUCCCCGCUUGGGAGUCGUCAGCACACAUUGACAAGGUUCUUCCACCGACACAAGCGGUACUCGGAGAGCGAGGUGUCGCCGCUCGAGGGACCGUUUGCGACCCACUCGGGCGCCAAUCGCCACCACCUACGCAACCCCCCACCGCCAAGCGCCGUUGAUGACCGGUCGCUGCACCACACCUCGCGUUGCCAUGGCGCCGAUCGAUCCGCCAAGUCCGCCAGUCACGGCGUAAUGCCGAAGCUGCACCUGCCCGACAAAGGGGAGGAGGAGGAGAGCACGCUGUUCGAGAUGGACGAGCUGCACGUUCCACGUCGUCUAGGUCAGAAGAUGACCAUAUCGUCGGUGACACGAGCAGUUGCGGGUAGCGAAUGCUUAAUGGCUGUAGACGGGGCUUUAGAGUUGCAGUCGCUCCUUCCUACAAAGGGUCUGUGGUCGCACUACGAUAUGGUCCGCUAUCCCUGCGCCCUGAUUGGUCCAGCACGUUCCCCGUCGUCUAGGGCAAACAAGCAGUUUUCGCGCACUAAGCUCUCUUCGUCACCGACUUACAAACAAACCAUCAGCACUCAGAAGUAA